UGGUGGAAAGACGAUUGUACUGAGCGCGCGAAUGCACCCACCUCUCUUUCCUAGUCCGCAGUUAGCCUUUAGCUUAGCGUUGUUCAGUCCUUUAAACAGGUCUGCUGGCACAAUACAACAGCACCGGAGACAAGGCUGUUUGAUGCCGUGUAUCAAUUAACUUCUACUCUCUGUGGUCAAACAGCAACAUAAGAUACCUCCAAUGGCGGACAAGGAAGCUGGUACAUUUGAUGAUGCAGUGGAGGAGAGAGUGAUUAAUGAGGAGUACAAGAUCUGGAAGAAAAACACCCCCUUCCUCUAUGACCUGGUCAUGACCCACGCUUUAGAGUGGCCCAGCCUCACUGCUCAGUGGCUGCCUGAUGUCUCCAGGCCAGAGGGCAAGGAUUACACCGUGCACCGGCUGGUGCUUGGCACUCACACCUCUGAUGAGCAGAAUCACCUGGUCAUUGCCAGCGUUCAGCUGCCCAAUGAUGAUGCCCAGGUUGACACCACACAUUACGACAGUGAAAAAGGAGAGUUCGGAGGCUUUGGCUCAGUGAGUGGCAAGAUCGAGAUAGAAAUCAAGAUUAACCACGAAGGAGAGGUUAACCGUGCCCGCUACAUGCCACAGAAUCCCUGCAUCAUCGCCACCAAGACCCCCACCUCAGACGUGCUUGUGUUUGACUAUACUAAGCAUCCCUCCAAGCCAGAUGCUUCUGGAGAGUGCCACCCUGAUCUGCGUCUCAGAGGUCAUCAGAAAGAGGGCUAUGGUCUCUCCUGGAAUUCAAAUCUGUCUGGCUGUCUCCUUAGUGCAUCAGAUGACCAUACGAUCUGUCUGUGGGACAUAAGUGCUGUGCCAAAGGAGCGGAAGACCGUUGAUGCGAAGACAAUCUUCACUGGACAUACUGCUGUGGUGGAAGACGUCUCUUGGCACUUGCUUCAUGAGUCACUCUUUGGAUCUGUAGCAGAUGACCAGAGGCUCAUGAUCUGGGACACUCGUUCAAAUAACACCUCCAAACCCAGCCAUGCAGUGGAUGCCCACACUGCAGAGGUUAACUGUUUGUCAUUUAACCCGUACAGCGAGUUCAUUCUUGCCACUGGCUCUGCAGAUAAGACUGUGGCUCUUUGGGAUUUGAGAAACCUGAAACUUAAGCUGCAUUCCUUUGAGUCACACAAGGAUGAGAUCUUCCAGGUUCAGUGGUCACCACAUAAUGAGACCAUAUUGGCAUCCAGUGGAACGGAUCGUCGCCUCAAUGUCUGGGAUCUCAGUAAAAUCGGAGAGGAGCAGACCCCAGAAGAUGCAGAGGAUGGUCCACCUGAGCUACUUUUUAUCCACGGAGGCCACACAGCCAAGAUCUCUGACUUCUCCUGGAACCCCAAUGAGCCCUGGGUCAUUUGUUCUGUGUCUGAGGACAACAUUAUGCAAGUCUGGCAAAUGGCUGAGAACAUUUACAACGAUGAAGAUCCUGAGGGUGGAACAGACCCUGAAGCCUCAGCGUAACACCCCUGCCUGUUUUGUGUAAUAACUGAAUAACCUCAUCACAAACUGCCACCUCAGAAGUUCAGUGCAGCUAUUUCUUCCCAUCCUGCUCUACUUUACCGGUUCACACUGUAUGUCACAAAACACUGUAAAUACAGGAAAGAGAGGAAUCAUGUAGGAAUAUUCAAAGACUUCUCCUUUACUCAGUAAUUUAUUGCCUGAAGAAUCUCAGCCAUGUUUUUUGCACUGCGUAUAAAGUGUAUAUUUUUGUAAUCAAAUUGGCUUUCCCCUGUACUCUGAGAUGUUUUAACCAGUGCUUUUUCAAAAAUAAAUAAUAUGCAUUUCUAUAAUAUAAGGGAGCGAUCAUUAUGACAGCCCAAUACAAAUGCUUACUUACGGUAACUUGCUGUUAGACUUUAAACAGCUCCCUCUAAACAUUUUGACAGUGUUGUAGAGCGUCAUAUUUUAUGUUUGGUUUGGUCACCAUUUCUACACUGUAUCUGAAUGAAAAUAGAAUUUUAGAGUGAAUCUUGUGUUUGAAUUGUCCACUCCAAUUGUCCCACAUCCCCCCACUUUCACCAUUCAUUAAUCAUUUGAGUAAUUGAUUUAAAAAAUGACUAAUCAUUUUUGCAGUUGUGAAAUAAAGUUUUCUAUGUUCAAGAUUUUGCAGUUGUACAGUUAAAUUGUCAGCGUUUCUUAAUAAAAACGUCUCUCAUCA
Lates calcarifer (barramundi perch) is the source of this 2177-nucleotide messenger RNA. It is a transcript of the gene rbbp4, whose product is annotated as retinoblastoma binding protein 4. Gene Ontology annotation, biological process: regulation of gene expression. Lineage: Eukaryota; Metazoa; Chordata; Actinopteri; Centropomidae. The record is from RefSeq and is a predicted model, not a curated record. Gene Ontology annotation, molecular function: histone binding. The transcript is spliced from 12 exons. The coding region runs from base 203 to 1480 and encodes 425 amino acids. Gene Ontology annotation, cellular component: NuRD complex; ESC/E(Z) complex; nucleus.